Messenger RNA from Capsicum annuum, 1311 nucleotides. RefSeq names its product probable LRR receptor-like serine/threonine-protein kinase At3g47570. Gene Ontology annotation, molecular function: protein binding; ATP binding; protein kinase activity. Gene Ontology annotation, biological process: protein phosphorylation. The record is from RefSeq and is a predicted model, not a curated record. NCBI's taxonomy places the organism in Eukaryota, Viridiplantae, Streptophyta, Magnoliopsida, Solanales, Solanaceae. Bases 1 to 1311 code for a protein of 436 amino acids. The transcript has 4 exons.
AUGGGCAAUAUUUCCACUCAUCAAAAUCUUUUUUGUGGAAAAAAUCGGUUAGUGGAGCGAAAUCCUCCGGAAUUAGAGAAGCUAUCAAAUUUGAGGCAGUUAUAUUUUGCCCAGAAUGAUAAUCUUAUUGGUCAAAUUCCAGAAGCUAUUUUCAACAUAUCUUCUUUGGAAAUCAUUGCUUUCAAUUUGAACAACCUUACAGGAAGAAUUCCAGCCACGACAGGUCUUCAUCUUCCAAACCUUAAAGAAGUUAACUUGGGAGUCAAUCAGCUUGAAGGGGAAAUUCCAUUGUUCAUAACAAAUGCUUCAAAGCUUGAGAUACUGAUGCUAAAUAAUAACUUUCUCACUGGAACUGUUCCUGCUAAUUUGGGAAAUCUUUGUGAGCUGCAAUCACUGUUCCUACAUACUAAUCAAGAUGCGAUUCUUGAUGACAACCCAUUUAAUGGCGUUCUUCCCAAUUCUAUUGGGAAUCUUUCAUCUACUAUUGAAAACUUCUACAUAUCAGAUGCACUCAUCAAUGGCCUCAUCCCCCCAGGUAUAGGCAACACGAGCAGUCUAACAGAACUAAAUUUUGGAGGAAACAACUUGGCGGGAAGUAUUCAUUCUGAAAUUGGGACACAUUACAGAGGCGGUACUAUUCCCAAGUCAAUGGGAAGACUCUCAUACCUUAAAAGCAUUAAUGUUUCAUUUAAUGAUUUAGAAGGUGAAAUACCUAGUGGUGGUGUGUUUGUGAAUUCCACUGUGCAAUCAUUUCUUGGAAACAAAGGUCUAUGUGGAGUGCACAUAUUGGAGGUUCCUGCUUGCACUAAUCCUGGACUACAAUCAAAGUUUAAGGAGCUAGUGCUAAAGGUUGUUAUUCCAGUGGUUAUUUCAUUCUUUCGGAUAUUCUUGUUGGUUUCAAUUUGGAUAUUCAAACGGCAGAAGAAAGGAAAGUCUAAAGAUGUGGAAAAGGUACCAGAUAUCAGGACUCAUCAAUUAGUUUCUUAUCACGAGACUCAGAGAGCAACAAAUUAUUUUGAUGAGUCAAAUUUAAUUGGUGUUGGAAGUUCUGGUUCUCUGUACAAAGGCACAUUAUCUAGUGGAAUUGUGGUAGCCAUAAUGAUUCUGGAUUUGGAAUAUGAGGAGGUAUGCAAGAGGUUUGAUAGUGAAUGUGAAGUGAUGACAACUGUUAGGCAUAGAAAUCUUGUGCCCGUGAUCACAACUUGUUCUAGUGACUAUAUAAAAGCCUUUCUUCUGCAAUAUAUGUCUAACGGGAGCCUUGAAUAUUGGUUGUACAGAGAAGACUGCCAAUUGAACUUCUUCGAAGAGUAA